This is a messenger RNA of Monodelphis domestica (gray short-tailed opossum), 927 nucleotides long. The record is from RefSeq and is a predicted model, not a curated record. NCBI's taxonomy places the organism in Eukaryota, Metazoa, Chordata, Mammalia, Didelphimorphia, Didelphidae.
AUCAACAACUUGCUCUGCACAGCAGACAUGGGACGGCCAGGCUCCCAAAAGUUCAACGCCACUGAAAGAGUCCUACAGCGCCUGCUCAGCCCCUUGCUUGAAAACAGUAGCCUUGGCUCUGACUAUUCUGGAUGCAGGCUGACCAUGCUGAGGCCCAUACAGAAUGGGACAGCAACCGAAUUCCUAUGUGGCCACUGGAAAACUCCCACCACCCCUAGCCUGGACAGGAAGAAGAUUUACUGGGAGCUGAGCAAUCAGACCCAAGGUAUCACCAGGCUGGGUGCCUAUACCCUGGACAAUAAGAGCCUCUAUCUCGAUGGAUACAGCUAUCAGAUGAAUCUUUCCUCCUCCACAAGUGCUGGAGGUCCCAACUUUGAGCCUUUCACACUGAAGUUCACCAUCACCAACAUGAGGUACACAGCAGACAUGGGGGAAAGGGGCUCCAGCAUAUUCAUCUCCACUGAGAGAGUGCUGCAGCGCCUGCUCAGUUCCUUGUUUGAAAAGAGCAGCCUUGGCUCUCAGGAUUUUGCAAGCAAAUUGACCUUACUGAGGCCUAUGAAGGAGGGAAGAGCAACCCUAGUUCAUUUCACUUGCAUCCAUCGGAGAGAUCCUUCCAGCCCUGUCCUAGAUAGAGAAAAAAUUUACUGCGAGUUGAGCUAUCUGACCUGGAGCAUCACCAGGCUGGGCCCCUACACAUUAGAGAAGGAUAGCCUCUACCUCUAUGGUAAGUAUCCCCAUUCAGGAUAUGCUCCUUGAGACAUCUCCUUCAUUUUCAGGAAAUAGCCAUCCUGCCCAAAAUUUUCUCUGUCUCUUCCUCUCCCCACUAUAAUAUAAACCCACUACAGAAGCAGGGUACCUAAUGAAAUAAGAGGAACAACCCUGACUCAGCAAGUGUAUUCUCUCCCUCCCCCUCCCUCCCUCCCUCCC